Molecule: messenger RNA, 3668 nt
Organism: Phaedon cochleariae (mustard beetle)
Lineage: Eukaryota; Metazoa; Arthropoda; Insecta; Coleoptera; Chrysomelidae
Source: the annotation of a GenBank genome assembly
AUGGAUAAAACAAAAAAGGUGAAUAAUCCAUUAUUCAGCGUAUCCGUAACAGGAGGAACCUUCGAAGAUUUCACUCAACAUGCCAUGAUACUUCCAGCUAAAGAAAAGCCACCUCCCCCAACUUUGAAUCUAACAUCAGAACAAAUACUCAGUAACAUAGUCCCAAACUCCAGCUCCUCAUCAUUUGUCAAUCAACAGAAAUCUGCUUUCGAUUCUGCCGAGACACAAGACAUACCGUUAGCAUCGAAUAUAUUCGGAUCCGGUCUACAAGAAGUGGCACCAGGGCCUUUUGAUCCGUUACCAAGCAUAAGUGAACCCUUACCAGUCAUUUCGUCUCUGCAGCCCCAUUUGAGUACGCCAGCGCAGCAAGCGUCACACUUUUCGUCAGUUAUUUCAUCUUUCUCAAAUAUUUUGAAUAUUGGGGGAUCUGGACAUACCCAGAAAGAGGAAGUAUCUGUUGGUGCUCCAGCGGGGAUUGAAGAUUUGAUUGGGCAGGAGAAUAGUAAUCUUGUGCCGGUUCCUCUAUUUGCACCUAGUGCUCAUGUACCAGCCCAAGUUAGACCUCCCACUAAUACUGGCCCAUCUAACGUAUUCCGCCGCUCCGGCCUGAAACGACCCACGUACGCUCCAGUUCCUGGUCUAUCAAACACAGCUCCUCCACUUCUCCAAAACGCACCUCAAAACGUACCUCACCUACCCCAGAAUCUUCCUCCCCAACCUCAAUUGGUACCUCCCUUUCCCGACCAGGCAAACUAUUUCGUUCCCUUGAAUACCUCGGUGUCCCCCGCCAACUCGAUUUCUUCCAGUUCUAGUGUCGAACAAUUCACGCAUUCGAUUCCGAACCACUUCAAACCGAUUUCCCCUCCUCCGCCUAGUUUGCCUUCGGUGCACCCCAUCCCACAGCCUUUGCCCACUGUGCCUAGUCACGCCGUACAUUUCGGGCAGCCCUUGCAAGUCGGUGAAAUAACGAAGAGUUUCCAGAGUCCAGUCAUGGACGCUAUGCCAGCUAGUGAGCUGUUGCAGGAUUCUAACCUCAAUGAUGUGCCUCAUGCCGUUGAUAGUGGUGGGACCAGUAACGAUAAUGUGAAUCAAGCUAACCUUAUAGUGAAUCAGCUAUACCGCCCUGUAUACCAUCACUGGUUUUACCAAAAAGAAACUGAAGGCAGAAAGACAUGGUACCCCUUUUCCAUGGUGGAUUCUUUGGCACUUGACCAUGCAUUCACAUCAAACGAUUUGGACCCAGAAAAGGUGAUAGCUACAGACGGUGGCAGAUAUGACGUGAACAUACUUCGUAGGCAAAGAUCGCCCGUUUACUGGAAAGGUAACCCUACCGAAGUGAGAAGGUGUUCAUGGUUUUACAAAGGUGGCACUACCGGUCAGCUGGUGCCUUACGAAGAAAAUGUGGCCGCGAGACUGGAACAGGAAUUCAAACAAGCUUUCGAAUCGGGACAGUGGAAUCGAAAAGUUGAGCUGGCCGAUGGCAAGAUAGUAGUGUUUCAUGGACCAGAUGUUUUCGUUCUUUUUUCUCCUUCGACUACCCCGACUCCUGAUGCUUGGGCCAAUUCAUCAAAUCAAUCUCGACCAAGGGUAGUGAAGCGUGGAAUGGACGAAUUCGACAUAGAUGAAGGUGAACCUGCUCAAGUUGAUCACAUCCUCUUCAUGGUUCAUGGGAUAGGAUCAGUUUGUGAUUUCAAACUCAGAACUGUCGAAGAAGUUGUCGACGAGUUUCGAAAUAUCGCUUUUCAACUGGUACAGUCUCACUACAAACAAUCCUGUCUCACAGGAAAAGUCAAUAGAGUUGAAGUUCUGCCUAUCAGUUGGCACGAAAAAUUACAUUCCGAAGAAACUGGCAUCGAUAAACAGUUGAAGGGUAUCACGUUAGAAAGCAUUCCUAAAUUGAGAGACUUCACGAAUGACACCUUGCUCGACAUACUCUUUUAUACUAGCCCCAUUUAUUGCCAGAAUAUCAUGGCUACUGUGGGUAACGAAUUGAAUAGGGUACAUGAAUUGUUCAAGCAAAGGAACCCUUCAUUCAGUGGGGGAAUUUCUCUUGGUGGUCACAGUUUGGGAAGUCUUAUUCUUUUCGAUUUGCUUUGUCAUCAAGCUCCGAAAAGUGAAGAAGAAGAGGAUGACGAGGAACAAGAAACAGAAGAUGCACAUGACGAUAUUUUUCCCCCUAAGCAAGUGGUGUCAAAACCUACACCAAUCAAGAGAAAAAUGAGCAGACGUAUCAGUUACAUGAUGGGCACUAAAGGAACUGGCCAACCGCAAAUACAUUAUCCUCAUUUGAACUUCGAACCGAAGACAUUUUUCGCUCUGGGAUCUCCAAUAGGGAUGUUUGUUAUAAUAAGAGGCUUAGACACUCUUGGAGAGAAGUUCCAAUUACCCACCUGUCCUUCUUUCCUUAAUAUUUUCCAUCCCUAUGACCCCAUAGCAUAUCGUAUUGAAUCUCUCAUCCAUCCCGACAUUGGAAAGCUGAAACCCGUUCUUAUUCCACAUCAUAAGGGGAGGAAAAGGAUGCAUUUAGAGUUGAAAGAGACAAUGGCCCGCGUAGGCGCAGAUUUGAAACAAAAAGUGGUCGACUCUAUGAAGAGCACCUGGAACUCAUUUUAUCAACUUGCUUUUUACAAAACCGAUCAGAACACUUUAGAAGAGGAGGUCGAUAAAGUAUUCAACGAGCAGAUGCAGAGUACGCAAGAAGAAAACGAUGAGCCUCUACAAGAAGAAGUCAACUGUCCACUGGGUAGUUUGAACAAUGGUAGGCGAGUGGAUUAUGUGUUGCAAGAAGCCCCUUUCGAGUUCAUCAACGAAUAUAUUUUCGCAUUAACUAGUCAUGUCUGUUACUGGGAUUCUGAGGAUACAAUUCUUUUAAUGCUCAAGGAAAUCUACUCCUCAAUGGGAGUGACCAGCGACAGCCAAAUCCCGCAACAGUCCAUGACGAUCGAACGGCCGCCGUCGUCUCCCACCGCAAUCCGCACGGCCAAACUGAACGCCAUCUUCCACAAGGAGGAGCCUAUCGCCGUGGAUCCCACCAGGCACAUGCAGCCUAACGCCGUGGAUCCCACCAGGCCCAUGCAGCCUAACGCGAACCUGCGUCCUCCGCCCACUGCUGGAUUUUUCGACCGUUCGCGCGGAGGUACGCGCCUUAUUUAUUGGAUUCGCGACAGGGGUAUCACGUCAAGCGGAAGAGGCAGCAUGCUUUUUCAUACAGGGUGUUCCAUAAUUAGCGUGCGAUACUUGGAACUUGAGUCUAAGCAUGGCUUCUUGGUUUUUGAGGGAGUUACAUUCUUGAAGAGACUCACCUGAAGAGGUUUUAUUUUUUGGAUGAGAUGAUCAGAGUUUACAUUGAAUAUUACUGUUUAUGCUGAAUUAAUGAAAGUGGAGCAGACGAAGUUGAAAAUUUUUAUUCAAGUGUGUAUUUAACAGAUAUUUUCAGCCCUCACAUUUUUGUUAGUAAUCAUUUUUGCAAUUUCACCACAGAAACCGAGAAUUGUGAGAUUUUGAGGAAAAUCGAUUUGAACCUGACAUAAAAUGAAUUAUUUUUAAUAUUUACAAUUAUUUAUGGCAUAUUGGAUACAACCUGUGAGCCUGCACCAAGAAACAUAUCCCAUAACCCAAGACAUUCAGAUUGAUUUCUAAUUUAUUUUGUAGAGUAAUUUAGUUAUUAU